Messenger RNA from Mya arenaria, 3550 nucleotides. RefSeq names its product synaptotagmin-15-like. The record is from RefSeq and is a predicted model, not a curated record. Gene Ontology annotation, molecular function: phosphatidylserine binding; calcium ion binding; clathrin binding. Bases 234 to 1583 code for a protein of 449 amino acids. Gene Ontology annotation, biological process: cellular response to calcium ion; calcium-ion regulated exocytosis; regulation of calcium ion-dependent exocytosis. NCBI's taxonomy places the organism in Eukaryota, Metazoa, Mollusca, Bivalvia, Myida, Myidae. The transcript is spliced from 8 exons.
UUGGUGAUGUGAGGUAAUAAAUGGAUUUCUCACGUGACCCGUUUACGUGGAUAGGCACUUUCUUUACCACAAAAGUGGCGUAUUUGCUGGAAAUAACUUUAUAACGCAUCAAUGGUCAUUUUUACUAUGUCUUAUCUAAGCAGUAUGGCAUACUUAAAUUUAAUCAUGACAUUAAACUAAGUUUCAAAUUAUUGUUCAUUUUUCUUAAAAUGGGAAGGAUAUAAUAUGGAACAAUGCGUGACGACAAUUCUUCUGAACCUUCCCUGUCGCCUAGUGGCCAAACUGGGGUGAAGGACACCAGCGAGUAUCUCGUAAACGACAACAUGACUAUAUUUUACGUCGUCGCCAGCGUCACCGCAAUAUUCCUGAUUCUUCUCAUUUGCAUCUUUGUGAUGCUGUAUAAAAGUAGAAGAAAAGGCAGACGCCUACAAGACCUGUUCAGAUUGGAGCUUCAGAAUGACAUGGCCGCCUGUAAAUCCGCGCCCAUUUCCAGAAAGACCACCCCGACCGGCGAGAAGCGUCUGUCCUGUCCGAACGCCUACGGUUCAAUGGAAGACGGCGCCAUCGCUCGCUCAUCCACUUGUAGCAGUCUGCCACAGUUCGAGGCCGAGAACGUACAGCCUGUGGUCGGGGAGGUGCCAGCUUGCGAUGCCCAACAGUUCCACAGUUUCGUAGUCGGAAGCCAUCCCCAGCUCACUGGCCAAAAUGUGUUUGAUCCACGGGGCUCUCGAACUCCGUCUCCCCCGGCCGGCCCUAGUGCUCGGGGCCGGGUCUGGUUUACUGCCCUUCACGAGCCAGUCGCCGGCAAGCUACUUGUUACCUUGAUCAGAGUCAGAGGACUCAACGGUCGUUCGGAAGAAGAGAGUUCACGUGACCCGUUCGUUCGCGUAUUCCUGCUGCCUGACGAGCAUGCGCACCGCACUUCUCGCAUCCAGAGAAAAACUCUCAAUCCUGUCUACAAUGAAACAUACAGUUUUGACGUCAACGAAGACGAUAUACGGAAGCAGAGCUUACGUUUCUCUGUAUAUGACGUUGACAGACGCCGAUUACGUCACAGUCUGGGUCACGUGAUAGUUCCCCUCGAGGAGCUGGACCUAAUGUCGUCUGCUGCCAUGUGGAGAGACCUGGAGCCCGCCAUACAAGCUGCCCCUUCUGUUGGUGAGAUGAAUGUGGCGCUCACCUACCUGCCGCACAUGGAUCGCCUCAAAGUGACCAUCCUCCGGGUCCGCAACGUCCGUCUGUCUUCCGACACUGACACAGGGAUGUACGUCCGGCUCCAAGUAUGUUAUGGCAAAAAGCUUCUUAGAACUAAACAGACGCUCAUCCAGAUACCACGAGAGGAACUCGAUUUCAACGAGUCAUUUUCUUUCACAACAUCCAGCAAAAACAUCGAACAUUUUAACUUCUUGUUGACCUUGAUGCAGACGACUCGAGACGCGAAAUGCCCGGAUAUUGAGCUGGGUCACGUGGCACUAGGGUCGUUUAUGUAUGCGCGCGGCGACGGCCUAAUCCAUUGGCAGGAAAUGCUCGCGAAAACCAGAAACGUUGUCACCAAGUGGCACCAGUUGCAAAUACCCUUAUAGACUCAGGGAAACUUCCACUUGCCAACAUUUUGGAUGAAUUUAUUUUUUAAAUAUUUAUCACAAAAUUCAGUUUUACAUUUCAUUUUUAUUUCUAGCAUAACGUUAUAUUCAUCACUUUGGUAUGGUCUUACAGUACAACUGCCCCUUAUUUCUCGAAAUAUCUGAACACUAUUAUAACAGGGUCAAGCUAAGCUAACUAGUUUUGGUUUGCUUUAAUUUGUAUUAAAUUUAUUAGGUUUGUAGACUAAUGCCAACUACGAUUACGAUAGACUCAUUUUUAUUCAGUAAAAUCAAGAUUAAGUAAGUAAUAUGGGUCAAAGAAAUUUGGACCAGAAGUUUGCUUCAUGAUUUUUUCCAUCCAAGAUGUACAGUUUGACACCUGGGCACUCAUAUGUAUCUGUAAUUUUGUUUCAAGAAAAUCAAAGUUUCAUUUCACACUUCACAUCAGUGAACAUUCAGAACAAAUAUAUAGUUGGUAAGGGUCACUUAAACCUACGUCCUACGAGUAUGUGUCCUCAUGAAGUCCUUCAGUAUUUUUUGGUAAUUAUUGAUACCUGACUGAUUUGUCCAUUCCCGCAAUGCACGAUGCAAUUUGAAUUUAUCGGAAACUAUAAAGGGCCACAAUUCAAGCAAGGUGAUUUAAUCAGGUUGAAAAGGUUAUGGUUUCCAUUGUUUUCAAGUCACCUGAACGUGUGCUCUUUUGAUGAAACCAUCAAGCUUAUCUUGGAAUCAUUUUCAUUACCAUUUUUUAACAAACGUGUGAUUUUACCAAGCACUGAUUGUCCAGUUAAGUUUCAGUUAGUCUGCAGCCAAUAAGCUGUCCAAGGUUAUCUUUAAUUUACUCCAGAGCCAACGAGUUGUCCAAUAUUAUCUUUAAGUUACUCUAGAGCAAACAAGUUGUCCAAUAUUAUCUUUAAGUUACUCUAGAGCAAACAAGUUGUCCAAUAUUAUCUUUAAGUUACUCUAGAGCAAACAAGUUGUCCAAUAUUAUCUUUAAGUUACUCUACAGCAAACAAGUUGUCCAAUAUUAUCUUUAAGUUACUCUACAGCAAACAAGUUGUCCAAUGUAGUCUUUAAGUUACUCUAGAGCAAACAAGUUGUCCAAUGUAAUCUUUAAGUUACUCUAGAGCAAACAAGUUGUCCAAUGUUGUCCUUUAUAAACGGCAAUAUUGCCUCUAUUUUUAUGUCUCAUUUUCUUUCCGCAAUUUUUGAGGUUUAUGUGUUAAAUAAUACAUUUAAUAUUCUCAAUUUGAUAUCAACCAUCAUGCACGCUGAUUUGUGCGUAACUUGGUUGAUGUUUUCCUUUUUUGUUUAUUCCUUUUUUAAGUAAUUUCUAAAAAGUCUGUCUAUGAUACAAAAAUCGUUUAAAAAGCGUUAUAAUGUAACUAUAUAUGUUUUCAUUGUUUGUGUGUGUGUGUGUGUGUGUGUGUGUAAUCUAUAUUUCUGCUUUAUAUUUGUGUAAUGUGACGAUCAGUUGUUUAUGCUUAAGUCAAGAAUAUUUGUUUUGUUCUGUUCUGUUUAAUAUUGACUUUUAAAAUGGUUCAUUCACUAUCUAAGUUCAAAUGUGCAGCUAUUCAUGUAUAUAUCCUCGAAGGUCCAUGAUGACUUUCUGAAUCUGAAAAUGGGUGACGACAUCAAAUGGUAUUCGUCCAUUAUUAUUUCUGGGUUCGAAAUAUGUUGUGUUUGUAUUCCAUAAUACAAGUAUAUAAAGUAUUGUUUAAUGUGACAAACUGAACAAAUAUGCUCUGUGCAUCUGAUGAGGAUCGAACCCAUGACCGCUCGUUCAUGCAGAUACUCUACCACUGUGAACGAAUAACUUCUUUAUAAAUUUCUGUUUAACAAAGACAUGUUACGGUUGAGGCUGGGGUUAUAAGUAGCGGUUCUGAAGGAUCAUUCUUUUAUUAAUUUUACGUAGAUUAUCCGUGCCAUUGAACAUUUGUCGUUAUGAAUUAAACAUAAGAAAUCAG